GAAUAAUCCUGUUGUCAUUCGUGGUGGUUAUUAAUGUAUAGGUUAUGUAUUUACUAAGUCAGAAUCAUUUUAGGUAGUCGUUCUUUUGCCGGUAGACAGCCGGUUUACAAUUUCUUGUUUAUUUAUCAGCUAAAUUUCAGUUCAGAUGGAAAUUGCAGUGCACUUAACAAUUGUAUAAUGGCCUUUUAUUUUUAUAUAAGAAUACAAACUUGUAAAGUUAUUAGUCAUUCCUUAGUCAUAAUGAAAUUACUGAUAGACAGAUAAUUUUAGUGAUACUAAAAUGGCAGAAAGUCCAAAAUUAAUGAGUAUUGAUGAUAUUAAGAAGGAUUAUCCCAUUCAUCUCCUGGUUUGGAACAAUGUGUAUGAUGAGUUGAAACUGUUUUUAGCUGGAGAUGAUAUUGGUGCUGAAAUUGAAAAAAAAGAUGUAAGGGGACGCUCUCCUCUUAUGUUGGCAGUCACCCUUGGACAUCUUGAAGCUGCUAAAUUACUCAUGGAAAAAGGGGCAAAUGUUAACACUGUCAAUUGUGAAGGAUGGAAUGUGGUUCAGGAAGCUGUGGCUACUGGUGAUCCAGAACUGGUUCAAGCAGUUCUUGAGUGGCGUGACUACCAACGGUACACCUCUCGAGUUGGAGGGGUCCCAGAACUCUUGCUUAAGCUGAAAGAGGCUCCUGAUUUUUAUGUGGAAAUGAAGUGGGAGUUCACUAGCUGGGUUCCAUUGGUGUCAAAUAUGUGCCCAAGUGAUACUUAUAAAGUCUAUAAGCAAGGUUCAAAAGUUCGUAUUGAUACUACCUUACUUGGUUUUGAUCAACACAAGUGGCAGCGGGGGAACACUAGCUUUAUUUUCCAAGGCACGAAUGAUGAAGCUACUAUUAUGGAAAUUGAUCAUGAAAAUAAACAAGUUUUCUUCGAGGAAAUGAGGGUUAUUACAACAGCUGAUCUUCAAAUCCUUCAGCCAAAUGCAGAGUCUGUCAGUGCCAGGCUGACCACACCAAUUGUAACAACAUAUGUUGACACUGAUAAGAUAUGCUUUGAAAGGAAUAAGAGUGGGCUUUGGGGGUGGAGACAAGACAAAAUGGAGGUAAUAAAUGGACGUGACUGUAAAGUCUUUGGUGCAAGUAAUGUAGAGCUGGUGACCAAAACACGGUGUGAACAUUUAUCUGAUCAAGACAAAGCCAAAUAUAAGGGAAGCAAGACACCUCUUCAGUUUCUUCUCGGUAUAGAUGAAGAGAGGACAGGAGGUCAUGUGGAAUAUACCCAUUCAGGAAACCCAUGCCAGAUCACCCCAGAGGAAUAUUUCAGCCCUGGUGUUUCCCUUGGUACAAGAGAUAUAGGGAGACCAAAAGAAAUAACUACAAAAAUUCAAAAGUUCAAGGCUACCCUGUGGUUGAGCGAGGACUAUCCCCUAAGCUUGCCUGAGCAGAUCAUACCGAUCAUCGAUCUCAUGGCCAUCUCUAACUCUCACUUUGCGAAGCUCAAGCAUUUUAUAGAGAUGCAGCUACCUGCAGGUUUUCCAGUCAAGAUUGAGAUACCAUUGUUUCAUGUUCUGAAUGCAAGAAUUACAUUUGGUAACAUAUUCGCACUUGAUUCACCAGUAGAAGGAGUGUCAACUAUUGAUGACGGGAACAAACUAUCAUGCGUUGUAGAUGACAGUUGCUUUCAGCCACCACCUUCUUAUACUUUUAUGGGUGCUGACUCUCGCCGACAGGUAAACAACCUGGAGGAGGAUGAUGAUAUGCUACAGUAUGCUAUCCAGCAGAGUUUGUUACAGUCGGGUCAUGAUGAUGAUCAGGUUGAUAUAUGGGAAGCUCUUCAAGCCCAGAGGCCUAGCACACCUUUUUUAGGAGACGAUGAGGAAGAAAAGCAGCUUCAAAGAGCGAUAGAGGCCUCCCUUUCCACAACGAGUAGCAUCAGUGGCAGUGGUCUAGUUGAACCGGAUGGCAACUCUCUCGAGGAAAAUAUUCUGCCAGCUUCCAACACUUCGGCUGCUGACGAGGAUCUGCGACGUAUACUGGAACUUUCCGAGCAGGAGGAAAAGCAGAGACUAGAGACACUUGAGGCUGAACGACGGCAAGAGGAAGAGAUGCUUGAGCAAGUACUGAAAUUAUCAUUGAUGGAUAAGUGAUUUAUUCAUGGUUAAGCUGGAUGGUCAGUUACCAGAUAGUUGUGCUUAAACAGAGUCAAUUAAAUACAUAAAGUUCUUGCUUUUAUGCAUAACUUGCUUUCAUGUUUACACUCAGAGAACACAACGUGCCUGUUGUAUUCAUGUAUUGUUAGAUUUAAACAAUUAUAUUACCUCUAUUGUAGGGUGAUAGGUAAUGCAAAUGUUUUGAAUAUACCUAAAGAACUUAAGAAAUUUAGUUUUACAUCUGAAUCUAAAUAUUUGCGAAGUAAUAUUAACUAUUGAAGUGAUAUAAUGUAUGCUAUUUGGUUUCCUUUCUCACAAUACAUCUAUGCACCAUUCUUAUUCUUAAUACCCCAUUUAUUACCUAUUGAGUUUAUGUUUUGAAAAAUAUUGAUUUUAUGUUUUUACAUAACUAUUUAAAAUAUAGAUAAUAAAGGCUUAGCAAUUUUUAUUUUUGAAUAAAAUAGUUAUAUUAAUUAAGAAAUUCAUAAAUAAAGUUUUAAUUUAAUAUUCUUACAAAUA
Nezara viridula (southern green stink bug) is the source of this 2644-nucleotide messenger RNA. The record is from the annotation of a GenBank genome assembly. NCBI's taxonomy places the organism in Eukaryota, Metazoa, Arthropoda, Insecta, Hemiptera, Pentatomidae.